This is a messenger RNA of Necator americanus (New World hookworm), 11115 nucleotides long. RefSeq lists its product as uncharacterized. The transcript is spliced from 78 exons. The coding region runs from base 1 to 11115 and encodes 3704 amino acids. Gene Ontology annotation, molecular function: protein binding; zinc ion binding. Gene Ontology annotation, cellular component: plasma membrane. NCBI's taxonomy places the organism in Eukaryota, Metazoa, Nematoda, Chromadorea, Rhabditida, Ancylostomatidae. Gene Ontology annotation, biological process: synaptic signaling. The record is from RefSeq and is a predicted model, not a curated record.
AUGUUGUUCACCGGAACAGCAGCGAAACCGAAACGUGACGAGAAAAAAGAGAAAAAAUCGGAUCGAGAUGAGAAAUACGAUAUCCAGGAGAGUGUGUUCGUACGAUGGGGAAAUUCGUUGCUCGCGAACGAACCGUUGAAGGAUUUUCGUGAUCUUAGCGAUUUGAAAUAUAUCAAUUCAAUUGCAAAUAUUGCUACCGGGAUUAAUUCCAAUUUGACCGGAAAUCGCUACGAAGACUGUUGCACUCUGUUGAAUAAUGUUAACGACAUGAAAACAUCACCGCAAGAACUGGCCGAAUCUCAACAGAAGGCGGUGUUGGCAAUGUGGUGGGAUUUAGUGCAAACUUUCUGGAAACGAUUUGGUCCGGAUCCGAUUCGAGAAGAAAAGUUAUCUGAAGCCAUUAAACAAUGGUGUUUGGAGGUGACGAAAGACUAUGAGGCAGUAUCCGUGUGUGAUUUUACGUCAUCAUGGAGGGAUGGAUACGCGCUGAAUUGUUUAUUGCAUUCUUUCGAUAGCAAAUUGGUGGAUUUGUCGGUGAUUGCGGAAAGUACAGCUACGGAUCGGAUCGAAUAUGCGUUCGCAACAGCCGAGAAACGAUUCAAAGUGGCUCGCCUUCUAAACGUGAAAGAUCUCCACAGUGAACAUUUGGAUUCACAUUCCAUUGUGUGCUAUUUGAUGACAUUAUAUUUAUCGCUACUUGGCAAAAGUUCCAUUGGUACGCUCCAGAAUACGGAACCAUCCGCGAAUCCACAAGAUCGAUCAGCACCAAGUCCCCAACGUUCCGAGGUCGUUCGGACAUCGAUAGAAGAAACGAAAACGGCGGCUGUAGCUAAUCCACUUGCAGAGGCUGGUCCAGCCUUUUCCACUACGUUACGCUCUUCACUUGGUCAAUCAACGGAAACUGCUUCCGUUCAACAACAAUGUUCUACGGCUCCAUCCACUUCGACAUCAUUGGCGACUUCGGAAUCAGUUUCUCGUCCGAAAAAGCUACCGAUGCAAGCAAGUAUUGAUCAACCUGAGCCCGAACAAAUCCGAUCGAGAAAAUCCUCGUCGUCCAGCCAGAAAUCGAGUAAAAGUAGGCGUGCACGUAAAGAGGAGCUUACACGAGAAUUUGAGAAUUGUUUGGAGCAGGUACUCACAUGGUUAUUGGAAGCGGAGGAAGAGUUGAGUUUAUUGGAAAAAGUGGACGAGGAUGACCUAAAGGUGGUACGGAAACAGUUUAAGGAUUUUGAGAAUUUUAUGGGAUCUCUUACGGAAAGUCAAGAUACGGUUGGAAGAGUACUACAUAGAGGUCAGCUAUUGGUCGGAAAGGCUGAAAACGAGGAGGAAAGGGCCGCCAUCGAAGGACAAUUGCGAUUGGUGAACGGCAGAUGGGAGGAGCUUCGAGAACUUUCCAUGCAGCGACAAAACGCUCUACAACUCACUUUAAACCGAUUACAAAACAAGCAACUAGUCGCAAUUGAUAAAUGGUUGAGUGAAGUGGAAGAAGAGAUGAAGUCAUGUGAACCGCUGGCGGAUAGUCAAGAGGCUUCGCUACGUCAGAUCGAAGCUCAUACGAAAUUACAAGCGAAAAUCCAUGCCUUUCAGGAAACUAUCAACGAUCUCAAUUCGUUUGUCGCUGUGGUCGAUGAGGGCGAUUCCUCCGACGAACAUGUGGGCGCCUUGGAGUUGAGCCUCCAAUCGAUUGGAGAACGGUGGCGAGCGAUUUGCGAAUGGGCUGAAGUGAGAGCUUCACAACUGGAUGGCUUGGCAGAGUUGUGCGCUCAUACGACUGAGGUGUUCGAUACGCUCAACGAAUGGCUCAAAGAGAGGGAACAUGAGCUACUCGGACUAAAAUCUGCUCAUCACUUGGAGGAGCCGGAACAAGUUACCGAGCAGGUUCGUAAGUUACAAAAAGCUGAAGCGGCACUGGAAGCUGAGCACAGUUCCUUUGUAAGGCUUUCUCAGUUGAGUUGUGAACUCAUGGGUCGGCUUGAGAAAGGCAAUGGUGCAGCUGCGAACGAAGUUCGACGACGAUUAGAUACUGUAACACAACGAUGGGACAACCUUGUAGCGCGUAUUGAGGAACAUAGUAGAAUGCUCGUUCAAAGUGGAAAAGCCGACGUGCGGCAAUUCUCCGCCGGACCGCAUUUAGGUCCUUCGGCUAUUGAACAGAAUCUGAAAGCGGAUCGCGUUGUGAAGCCGAGUGAGUCCUCCUUGAAAGUAACCACUAUGGAGGAGCUGGCAGCAGAUCGUAUGGAAACAACGACGGAUAGUGAGCCGGAAGAGCCCACGAAUCAGAUUGUGGAACGAUUCCUGAAACAUGUUGCAAAGUUAACCGCUGAAAUGCAACCGCUGCAAGCAUGGACAUCAACAUUUGCGGUGUCAAAGAAACCAGAUCAAGUCCGAAAAAUGAUCAGUAUCUGCCAGGAAAAACUGAUCGAGAUCAAAGAUCAAGAGGCUAAGGUGAAUCGACUGCAGCUCGAACUCGAACAUAUGCAUCUGAGCUCGGAUCUAACUCCAGCGCAUUUAAAACAAGCUAACGACGCUUUCGAAAAAUUUGCAAAGGGUUGGGCACGAAUAGUGACGAAGAUCAGCGAGGCGAUGAACGUGCUCACCGGGCAUGACGAAACCGACGAGGAGCAAGUGGUGGCGAAAGGAAUCGAGCAAUGGAUUGAGGGUUGCGACAAAGUUCUAUCAGAGCUUACACGAACAACAAAAGAAGAACGAACGAAACGGCUUACUAAACUACAACAACAACUGGAAACGCAGCAAAAUAAUCUAUCGUUUAUCGAAAAAGAUCCGCUGAAGAAAGCGAUCCUAAAAAAAGGACUUGAUAUCAUUAGAAAACGAAUCGAUGGCAUGACAGAGGAACCUUCUACAUCGGUCUCCGAAGAUGACCUUAACGCUGAACUUGAAGGCGAGUGGUGUACGGUAGGAGAUGUGAGCGCGUUGAAUAAAGAGGUGGAAAGAGCGGAUAAAGCAGUGGAAACGGCAAGAAAUGGUAAUAUGACCAGUGAAACAGUAGAGAAGGCGGAGACAAGAAGAGCAGAAAUGGUCGAAAGAAGACGUGCCACAACGGCAGCGUUGGAGAAGAUGAAAGCAGCGGAGGAGGGGAUGCAAAGCAUAGCUGCAUCCGUAGAAGCGACGAGUAGCAGUGAUAUAUCGUUGGCAGGAACGAUCACAGAACUACAACACGCCCGAGAACGUCUAACUUCCUAUGAGAAUUUGAAAAAAGAAGCGGAAAGAGCUGCUGAGAAGAUGUUAGCCUUGGAUGAUAACGUGCCACAAAUCAUAAUGGCAUCCACUCGGACUCGUAUACGAGAACUUGGUGAUCGAUGGCGAGAGCUGGAAAAUACGAUCGAGGAUCAUUUGAAUUGUGCUAGAAAGGAACAAAAACGAUCCGUAAAAAAAUCAAUCAAUAGAGAAGAACGAUUUCUGGAGGAACUUGAGAAACGAUUGGCUGAUAGUGAAAAAGCAUCGGAUGCGGAGGAAUGCUGUGAACAUCUGGAUAACCUAGAAAGCCUUCUGGAACGAGUAAAUACGUCGCUAGAAGUGGACGAAGCCGCGCUAUCGAUGGACGAAUCGUUCGUACGCGACUCGUUCGCCCGGCUGAACGAAUCACGACGGCGUCUGGCGGACGCGACUCGCGAACGAAUUGCCGUCUUGUCGCGUGCGGUAGCCGAUUGUGAACGAUUCGAGAAACAAAUGGCUGAUAUUCAACAAUGGAGUUUACAUGUGUCCACUUUGUUGGAUUUAAGGAAAAGCGGUGACAUCUCAGCGUUGGACGUUCCUGAUGAGUAUAAGUCCGCAUAUGAGUCGGGAACUUUGGUGCAAGAAUUGGCUCGUGAGUUCGCAUCGUGGACAUCGGCUCUGGAUGAAACCGCCGUAUGGCUUGAGGAAGGUGACAGAAAACGAAAUCAACGAUUCCAUGAUCAGUUUACGCAUGCGAAGAACAUAUUCAUGGAUCUUAGCCAAAAAUUUGCCGAUUUCAAACAUCCAAAAGCGUUCGAGGAGAAGAUCGAGAGGGUCGCGCACAGAUUGGGAGACUUAGAGAAUACGCUGGAUGACAUGACAGGAAUAGAAGCGAUAUUCUGUUCUGAAGCUUUGGCUGAAGCGAAAUCGUUGGUGAAAAAGCUGAUCGCAAUCGAAGAGGAUAUACAAAGCUUGGAAAAAGGGAAGGAACAACUAAUUCAGGAAGGAAUCUUUGACAAGGAAUCAGCAGCUCCAUUCGCCGAAAAAAUUCGACUAAGCAAGAAGAAAACGAAGGAGUUAGGCGUGAGAGCCGAAGAUGCUGUGGAACGUCUUGAAGACUGUGUUGAGAUGUAUAAUAAGCUGUUGAAAGAAUCUGAACAGGUGGAAGAAUUCCUUGAUCAACUGGAAAAUCGUUUGGAAAAAUAUGCAUCGGAGGACAAGUCAAACGACGAAGAGGUGGUGAACGAGCUGGUUAGCGAAUGGAACCGUCACGAGGCCUCGUUACGGAAUCUCGAGGAGCUCGAACGUCUACUUCGUGAAAAUGCCGUGAAAGUCAGCGAAGGAGUCUGUCUGGACAAAAGGCGUAGAGCCGACGCUCUAAAAAUGCGUUUGGACGGUUGGAGCAGAACUGUGCAGGAAAUGAACAACGAUGAAGAUACGCUACUAAUGCAGGUGGACGAGCUGCACACAUAUCUGGUUAAUGAAUUGGACAAAGCAAAGGAUAAAAAACCGGAAGAGAUCGCCAGCACCCUACGAUUCUUACGAGGCGAUCGUGAUCGUUUAUCAUCACGUGCACGAAAAUUGGCGGCGAUGAAUCCACGAAUCGCGAAUGCGAAUUUAUGCGGUGAUGUUGCGGAGCGUUGGACUCAGCUGGAAUCGCAACUUCAUGCUCCUGAAUCGACUAUCUCGACUCUGGGAGUUCACAUGAAGCCUGACCUACCGUUUCACCAACAGAUUGAUCUCCUUAAGAAAAGUUUCGAUCAGGCGAAACAGAGCUUAGAUUUCGAUGCGUCGCCUGUUUCGACCGUGAAUCAAUGGGAAGAGCGGGUUAAGGCUGUAGACCAAUUCCUUACUGAGACACGUUCGGUUUUGGAUGAAAUGAUUGAAAAAGGACGAAAUCUUGCGAAUAGCGGAAGAAUGGAGCUUGACAUCCAUGAAGCUAUCGAGAAACUCGAUGAUAUUGUCGAAGUCGCUGAUCAGUUGGACAUGGAAGUAGAAUCGCAGAAGACGGGUCUCGAACCACUUCUCGCCCAAUCCGAAGCGUUGGAGAGAGAUCUGGAAGCGGCCGAGACUGUCGUCGACACGCUGAUGGCGAGAAAACUUAGCGAUCCAGCGAUAGCAAGCGCGACUCGUAAGGAUCUUGCGGAUCGUGAUGCACAAUUCGCUGCGUUAUCGCAGCGUGCGGCUGCAAUUCAUGCUGCAUUGCCGGGAAAGUCAAGCGCCAGUCGCGACACUACACUCUCAACACUUGGCGAUAAAUUGUCGCAAUUGGAGUCAACGCUUAUCGCAUCGCAUGUGACGCCGUCGCGUUCGAUCGCAACCGCCACACCAAUUCGAACAUCACCUGAUCGGACAAGUAUGAGCAGUAUGGGACCGUUAGCUAUGGAAGUUGGUAACAUAACGGACGCGUACACUACCGAAGAAGAAGGCAUGAAAGAGGAGAAUUCAGAAGCAGGUGGUGGUGGAAAAGCCGAAAAGAAAGUUCGUCGGGCUCGUUCAUCAAGAGAAGAGUCGAUGGAGAAGCAAGAAAAACUUCAGGAAAAAGAAAUUCUUCCGAAAGACACGUCACCAAUUAACCAGGAUGAAGAAGAGCCUGUGGUUACGUUUACAGUUGGAGCAUCUUUUUCAACAAAAGAUUCCAAUUCUCCACCACAAGCAAAAGUUCGUAAAAUCAUAACACCGAAUGAUUCACGAGAGGCGAAGGAAACCGUGAGAAAGUCGGAAUCACAUGAACGAGCUGAGGAUAACGUCACAGAGGACGGAACUGUUGAAGCCACCGUAUCCGUUGCGUUCACUCAACCGACUACGGUACAAAUGUCUGUCGAAGAUGAACCAAGCGGCGAUGAGGACCUACCUGAAGUUGAAGCUGGCUCCCCAUCGUCACCGGAUGAAAUGGAACAGGUGUAUGCAAAUCUUGAUGAUAUUGAGGAAACCAUAGCAUCGGAUGAACAAUAUCCUAUGGAAAGGGUUGACGAUGUUGAGGAACGUUACUCGAAAAUGGCACUAGUACUGGAAGAUGCGCUGAAAAAAGUCGAGCAGCACCAAAUGACUAUGGACGUGCUGCAUGUCUCGCAUACACAGGACCGAGUCCAAGCGCUUAUGAAGGAUUUAACGGAUAGACGGGAAAAAGCGGUUGAAGAACGGAAAGAAUGGCAGGCGCUGCAACAUGUACUUUUCGAGGCUGAGAAAAGCGUGGCGAUCGGCGAUAACGCGAUGGAUCGGUUUAGUGGUCGACAAACGAGCCCUCCACUACAAGAACUGGAAGAGAGACAGAGUGCAGUUGAGGAGCUUCUUCCACGUACCGAAUCAUUGGUUUGCGACGCCGUACGACGUCUAAGCGUGAUUCUGCCACGAUUACGUGAGAACGGCGAUCGAGCGCAAGCGAUUCGUAAUCGCGUACGUGAUGUGGAGACACGAUUUCGCGAUCUGGUGCGGGCGGCUCGAGAGUCUCGCGUUCGUCUGGAUGCACGAGCAGUGGACCAAGGACAAUUGAAACAAGGCCUCGAAAAUUUGCAGUUUUGGUGUGACGAGACUGCAACAGAGCUAGAAGUGGAUUGUAAUCCGUACGAUGUGAAAGCUAUCGAGGAAGCGUUGAAGAUGGCCGCAUCCAAGAAUUCACAAAUUGCUGAAAAGAAAUCGGCUCUGAUUGCGCUCGAAGCGGCAAAGGAGCGAUUAAUUGCACAAGCCAGCGUCGAUCCCGCUUUGAAACACGAAAUUCGACGAGGUGUCAGCGAUGUGGCGAAGCGAAUCGCUGAUAUUCGUAGCGAUAUCGCCGAUCGUCUACAGAUACUUAACAAACAAAAACGUGACUGCGAUUUAUUCUGGCGACUCGUGGACGACGUCGCUCAUCGCGGUGCUGACCUUCAUCGACGAUGUGAAGCAAUUAACGAGGCCGUAAUCUUCGUUCCAUCACCGGAUCACGUAAUAUCAUGUCGUAGCGAUGCAAAAAUCCUCAAAUCCGACAUCGCAAAGAUCAAGGAACGUGUGCAGAAGGCCAACGCUGAUCAUCCGAAACUCGGCGGAAAAAACGAAAAAAAGUUGAUCACUGUGAUUACCACGUGCAAUGCGGCAAUCGCAGAUGCAUUGGCGCUGCCCGAGCCGCCACCAUCAACUGAUGAGUCACUUUUGGAUUCUUCUCAUUCCCAGAACACUAUUGUGGAUGCUACUGCUGGAGAGGCAAAGCUGCGAACGUCCACCAGCUCCGCUGCGGAAAUGUUAGAUGAAGAUGGUGAUCUCACCGAUGAAGGUACCGUUGAACCUGAAUAUCAGGGACGUCUUGAAUCGAUGUCUAAUGGUUCCACGAAAACCGACGAUAAGCAUGAUCCAAGAAUCCCACGUUUGAAUCCACGCGAUUCGGCGAACUGGCAAUCGUUGACACAACUACGACAUUGGCUGAAUGAACUUGAACGUGACGCUAGUCUUACGGUGGAUUUAGCGGAUACGGUAGCGAUUAAGGAAAUGGCUAAUACGGUACAGGGUAUCAUGGAUCAUAUCCGAAUGAAAGUAAUGGACGUUGUUGGUGUACAGGAUGCUAGUGGUGCCGAAGUAGUAAAGCACAAAGCUAGAGAGCUGAUUGAGGACAUGGAUCGAGUAGCACGACAAUGUGAGAAACGUCGCGUCACAUUGUUACAAAUGGCCGAACAAAGUCGUACGUGGAAUUUAGCACGCGACGCAGUCGAACUCUGGAUGCAGGAUGCGGACUCCGUGAUAGGUCAGAGACGUACGGAAGAGUCGUCAGAUGUUGUAAUGCGUGAAGAACUAACAUCCAUAGAAAAUCUCAUCAGCGAGCUGGAACAGAAAAAAGAAGCAAUUAAAGAUGUGAACGCCAAGGGUAACGCUAUGUUGGAUACCUAUACCAGGGACGAAGCGCAUAGUUUAAGCCAUGAGAUGAGUAAGCUGAACAUGCGAUGGAGUAAAUUCAACGAUAACUUACGAAUCCGUCGUGCAGUACUGGAAGCGACGUUACGUUCCCGUAACGAUUUCCAUACUGCAUUCAGUGAAUUCGAGGAUUGGUUGGAUAGGAUUGCUGGAAAUUUGGCUGAGUUGGAACGAUUCACCGCAAACUCACAGUCGUUGAAGGAUACAGCGAAACGACGUGAAUGGAUGCAAAUGCAUAAGGAACUGGAGACAGAGUUGAACGCACACGAAUCUGUGCUGAGAACUGUGGAAGAAAUGGGUAGAAAACUUGGCGCUGGUUUGGAUUCUGGAAAAGAACGUGCAGAAAUUCAAAAUAGGCUUGAAGCAGUAUCGCAACGUUGGAAAGAUGUUAAACGUACGGAAAUUUCCGUAAGAGAUCGAUUAGUGGAAGCAGAACAGGAAUGGGAAAAACUCACAAAAACCCUUUCCUCGUUACUCAGUUGGGUUGAAGACAAAAGCAAAGAGAUGUUAGCACAACAACCAGUUGGUGGAAGUCUAUCAGCUGUUAUGGCUCAAGGUGCUUGGAUGAAAAAUACUGAAAAAGAAAUGGAAAUGAAGGGGAUCCAAGUACGUGAAACGAUCACCAACGCGCAUUCGUUCCUGAUGCAACAUGAUCUUCGGCCAAAAAUGUAUCGAACUGGUGUGCUUGCCGACGAAGACGAACCUGAUUCCCGUGAUGUUGAACAACGUCGUUGUGGUCUACAAAUUCAUGUGGAUUGUGAAAAACUCAAAGAAAAAUGGGCCGAGCUGGGCACACAGUUUAGCGAAUGGGAUAAGGCCGUUCACGCAGCUGCAGUACGACUUCAGGAACUUGAACGCGCCCUGGCCGAGUGCCAACUUCAUCUGAGUUCUGUGGAAUCGGAGGUGGAGCGUUUACAACCGGUGGAACGGCUCCGUCUGGAGGAGCUGAAGGAUGCACGACGGCAAUGCGAAUCGCUAGCGACACAUGUGAAUGAUCUACGAAUCCAUGUGGACGAUGCGAACGACGCUUGUGGUCGUGUUCUGGCCGCUGACACUCCCUUGGACCAACAUCCUCGAAAUCAACUCGAUUCCGUAAAUCAGCGAUUCAUGGCGUUGAAGACGGCGCUUCGUGUUAGAACAGCGGCUCUUCGUAAUGCCCUCACAGAUUUCGGACCGUCAUCGGAGCAUUUUUUGAAUCAAAGCGUCACUUUGCCUUGGCAACGAGCUAUUUCAAAGACAAAUCAGCUACCGUAUUACAUCGACCAUACAACGGAAAAAACGCAAUGGGAACAUCCUGUAUGGGUUGAGAUGUCGAAGGAGCUCUCCCAGUUCAAUCGUGUGAAAUUCAUCGCUUAUCGUACCGCGAUGAAACUACGCGCGCUACAAAAACGACUAUGCCUCGACCUUGUUGAUAUUCCAAAGCUUGAGAAGUGUUUCUCACGUCUUGCGGGACUUUCGAACGAGGAAUCACCGGGUUUGGAAGGAAUGGUCAGCAGUUUAUUACCGUUAUUCGAACAACUUCACACGAAACAUCCACAAAUGGUUCGAAGUGUAGCGCUUGCUGUUGAUCUCUGUAUCAAUUUCCUUCUGAACCUUUUCGAUCCGUCACGUGAUGGAUUGCUUCGGGUUUUGUCAUUCAAAAUCGCCUUAAUCGUUUUUUCUAAUGCUCCAUUAGAGGACAAAUACAGAUUCCUCUUCAAUCUCGUUGCUCAGGACGGUCAAGCGGAUCAGAAGCACGUCGCCCUCCUGCUUUAUGACCUCAUCCAGAUCCCCAAAUUAGUCGGUGAAGCCGCAGCGUUUGGCGGUUCAAACGUAGAACCAUCUGUUCGAUCAUGCUUCGAGACGGUUCGACUGUCACCAUCCAUCUCCAUCGGCCCGUUCCUGGAAUGGUUAAAACAAGAACCACAAAGUGUUGUCUGGUUACCGGUGAUGCAUCGACUGGCCACAGCUGAAUUCGCUAAACAUCAAGCGAAGUGCAACGUGUGCAAAAUGUUCCCAAUAGUUGGACUACGUUACCGUUGUUUGCGUUGUUUCAAUCUGGAUCUAUGCCAGAACUGUUUCUUCAGUCAGCGUACGGCUAAGAAACACAAACUCAAGCAUCCUAUGCAGGAAUAUGCAGUGCCGACCACAUCUUCCGAAGAUGCUCGCGAUUUCGCUCGAAUGGUUCGAAACAAAUUUUCCAGAAGCAAGAGCAGUCUCGGAUAUUUGCCAGUUGAUGUCGGUGACGAAGGUCGACCACUAGCAGCGCCGCCAGCUGCAGCACGUAAUCCAGCCACGGAAGCAUUGCAUCAACGAGCUGCUGUCAUAUCACAUCGUCUUGCACAGUUGACCGCCUCACAACCAGCCGAACCAAGAGAUGAGCGUGUAGCGGAUGUACAGAGUCCUGCACAGCUUAUAAACCAGGUGGAACAGAUGCAGAAGGACGAGCUCGAUCAAGUGCUACAGCGACUUCAACUCGAGAAUAUGGAAUUGAAACGUGAGCUGGAACGACGAAAAACUGCCGCCACAAGCACACCGGAUUUAGAUCGUACCGUUUCGCCAACCAGACGAAGCGAAACCCGAGGUGCAACAUUACCUCGGCUAUCCGGACAAUCCGCAUAUGUGAGGAGUGUGCCAUCGCUUAAAAGCGCCCAAAGUCAAAGUGAUGUGAUGGAUGAAGCGCGAGCUUUGCGUUUACACAAACAACGCCUCGAGCAUCGUUCCAGAAUAUUGGAACAACAGAAUGAACAAUUAGAGUUACAGUUGCAAAGAUUGAAGAAAGUCAUAGAACAGCAGAAACAAAAUGGGUCCCGAACGGACUGGAGUACGGAGCGGGAUUGGACAGAACGACGAUCGCAUCCUACAUUCAUUUCUCCACACGAAGACAAUGGACUAUACGAUACGUCCGCUCGUUCACGUGGAUCCGAAAGAGGUGGUGGUUGGGAGGAGGAGGACGGACUAGGUCCAGAUUCCGGUAGCCGUGGCACACGGAUGCAAUCCCUGCUGGCAACUGUUGACGAUCUCGGACGAGCGAUGGAGAAUUUGGUGGUGUCCGUUGUGUACGAUAGCGAUCAGGAACAAUAG